ACGGUUUUUAGCGCGGACGGUUUGUAGUCUCUGUUACUGUGAUAUCGUGUAGACUUUAUUCGAUGGCUCUCUUCACUCCUACGAACCAAAAACGGUUGACUAACAUAUCUGUAGUUCGCCUUAAAAAAGGUGGUAAUCGUUACGAGUUGGCAUGUUACCCAAACAAAGUGCAAGCUUGGCGAGACAAGCUUGAAACAAAUUUAGAUGAAGUUUUACAGGCUCAUUGUGUCUUCACGAAUGUCUCAAAAGGUCAGUUCGCUAACAAAAAGGAAAUGUAUGUACAUUUCCGCACAGAAGAUGAAAGACAAAUAAUAAAGACAGUAGGCUAUCGUUAUAAUAUCCCAAGUUUUCAGAUACUAGAACAUGGAGAAUUACAACUCACAGAAAAGGAACGCCUUGUAGGACAACAGGCUUUGUUUAGAGAUGUGGCUAAAAUAGUGUCUGAAAGGUGCGUAAACCCUGAAAACAACCGGGCGUACACUGUCACGAUGAUAGAGAAGAUGAUGAAAGAUUGUCACAUAUCCCUGAAGGCUAAUAAAAGUGCUAAACAGCAUGCUUUAGAGGUAAUUAAACAAUUACGGUCGGCUCCUGGAUUUAAAAUUGCUCCUUCAAUGAUGGAAGUAAAUAUUACCAUACAGAAAGACUCAUGUGAACCUGUUAUCGAGAGACUUUUGCAACUAUGCAAUGAUAUCAUACAGCAAAGUGAAUCACCCGAAGGACUUUACGACUUGACCGCUGUUGUUGAACCUGAGAAAUAUGGCUCUAUUGAAACACUUCUUCACAACGAAAUAAAGGGUAAAUAUUCCAUAGAAAUUUCCGAUGGUACGAAGUGUAGUCACAAAGGACUCACAAAUUUAAACUCUGCUAUAACAGUAAAAACAGAAGUUGGGGAAAGAAAAGUUGUGAAAAAUGUUCCAGAUAAAAAUGUUUCAUCGCAGUUGAAUGACAAUAGGAUUACUCAGUCAUCUGAAGCCUCAGUUUCUGUCGAAAAGAAAGGCAAAAAUACGUCCAAGAGAAAGAAUAAAAAAGGUUCCAAACGUAAUGAUGAUUGGUCUGAUGACUAAUCUAGCUGAUUGUUGUGAUGUUAACUUAGUCUUCAACCAGUCGGAUUUAUAGUGAUUUGUUUUCUUCUCUACCCUUAAUGUGUAUCAUAAAUUAAUAAAGUCAAUUUUUUAUGCUCUGA
Messenger RNA from Schistosoma intercalatum, 1183 nucleotides. The record is from the annotation of a GenBank genome assembly. NCBI's taxonomy places the organism in Eukaryota, Metazoa, Platyhelminthes, Trematoda, Strigeidida, Schistosomatidae.